This is a messenger RNA of Melospiza melodia melodia, 933 nucleotides long. It is a transcript of the gene EIF3CL, whose product is annotated as eukaryotic translation initiation factor 3 subunit C like. Gene Ontology annotation, biological process: translational initiation. Lineage: Eukaryota; Metazoa; Chordata; Aves; Passeriformes; Passerellidae. Gene Ontology annotation, molecular function: RNA binding; translation initiation factor activity; translation initiation factor binding. Bases 1 to 663 code for a protein of 220 amino acids. The transcript is spliced from 7 exons. Gene Ontology annotation, cellular component: eukaryotic translation initiation factor 3 complex. The record is from RefSeq and is a predicted model, not a curated record.
AUGCGGGAGCACGUGGUGGUGGCCGCCAUUUUGUCCCCCCGAGUCGAUGUGGGAGCACGUGGUGGUGGCCGCCAUUUUGUGACCUCCAACAAUUCCAUUUUUAACCGUCCCCCCGAGUCGAUGCGGGAGCACGUGGUGGCCGCCUCCAAGGCCAUGAAAACCGGGGACUGGCGCCGCUGCCAUCGCUUCGUGGUCAACGAGAAGAUGAACGGCAAAGUGUGGGACCUGUUCCCCGAGGCCGACCAGGUGCGCGCCAUGCUCGUCAGGAAGAUCCAGGAGGAGUCGCUGCGCACGUACCUGUUCACCUACAGCAGCGUCUACGACUCCAUCAGCAUGGAGACGCUGGCGGCCAUGUUUGAGCUGGACCUGCCCACGGUGCACGGGAUCAUCAGCAAAAUGAUCAUCAACGAGGAGCUGAUGGCCUCGCUGGACCAGCCCACGGCCACGGUGAUGAUGCACCGGACGGAGCCGACGGCCACGCAGAACCUGGCGCUGCAGCUGGCCGAGAAGCUGGGCAACCUGGUGGAGAACAACGAGCGCGUGCUGGACCAGAGGCAGGGAGCCUACGGCGGGUACUUCCGAGACCAGAAAGAUGGCGGAUACCGCAAGGGCGACGGGUACCUGCGGCGCGGCGGCUUCCGGCAGGAGCGCAGCAACUACUGAGGCACACCUGGGCCCCAGAGACACACCUGGGCCGCGGCGGGACCCUCACCUGCCCCACGGAGCCCUCACCCGCCCCACGGAUCCAUUACCUGUCCUACAAUCCCCUCACCUGGGCAAAAUGUCACCAUCUGCCCCACAGAGGCCUUACCUGCCCCAUAAAUCCCUUUACCUGCCCCAUACAUCCCUCACCUGCCCCACAGAUCACUCACCUGUUCCAUCGAGGGUCCCGCUGUUGGAAAUUAAUAAAUGAAUUAUUAAAGAGCGCGUUAA